AUACACGAAUCUCUCGAUUGACGAUACCUUUUUAUUUAUAUUCAACUUCCAAACAAAUGCAACACGUCACUAUCGCCGGCAAAAUUGAGAGCAGCAUAAGUCUAAUUUACCAAAAGCAUUUAUAAACAUUAAAUUGUAUUAAAAUAAUGUCGAAACGUUCGAAGAUUAAGGAUGAAGAAAAAAUUAACGUCAGGGAAAGAUUAGUUGAUAAUGUUUUAGAUUUGAGCUUGAUGAACAUCACGACGGUCCCAGUGAACGAGAUUAAACCUCUCAAACGUGCCACGAUAUUAGAUCUAUCUAACAAUAAUAUCACUGCGAUAAAUUCUGAUUUUACAUCACUGGUACAGUUGACUAAGCUGGAUCUUAGUAAAAAUAAAAUCAAAAUAAUUUCGGAUGACUUCGGUAACCUUACAAAUUUGAGACAUCUAGAUCUUUAUAACAAUCAAAUCGAGCGUCUACCAUUGAGUUUUGGAAGAUUGAAGAAACUGAAAUAUCUGGAUUUGAAAAAUAAUCCUCUCAAUCCAGCAUUUUCAAAAAUCAUAGGAACAUGCACCGAUCAAAAAGAUUGCAUAGAGGCUGCACGGAAGGCUGUUUCAUUUAUGGCAGACAUUGAACGUCAGCUCUUAGAAGACCGAAUCAAGCAGAAGGAACUAGCAUUAGCGCAAGAACAGGAACAGCAACAAUCCGAUGCAAAGAAGAGCACUAAUCAAGAGAAAACAAGUGUUCUUAAAAAGAGAAAACCUAAACAAAAAGCAACUAAAUUAGAUAAUGCAGAGUUAACAGAAACAGCUGUUGAAAAAAUCGAAACUCAACCCACAAAUGAGGAACCUCAUCAGUCUCUCGAAACUGUGCCAUCGAAAGAUUCGAAACAAAACAGUUCUUCAAAAACAGUCAUAUUACUGCUUGGUGCUGUAUUCGUCAUCGUUGUUAUCGUGUUUUUCUUCAUGCCAGACGUUUUUCUGGACGUUUUCAAUAAAACCAACGAUGAGAUUUUGGAAGAAUAUAUUAAAUAGUGUACGUUAUACAGUAAACGAAGAAAGAAAAUAAAAAUUAGAA
Uranotaenia lowii is the source of this 1056-nucleotide messenger RNA. RefSeq names its product leucine-rich repeat-containing protein 59. NCBI's taxonomy places the organism in Eukaryota, Metazoa, Arthropoda, Insecta, Diptera, Culicidae. Gene Ontology annotation, molecular function: protein binding. The transcript is spliced from 4 exons. The record is from RefSeq and is a predicted model, not a curated record. The coding region runs from base 147 to 1013 and encodes 288 amino acids.